UGCCAUAUUUGCAGGAAGGAUGCAAACGCUGGCGGUACUGGUGUUGGCGAUGGCCGCGGUGGCGCAGUCCCGAAGUCUUGCAGGAGAUGAAGAAGAUGUACGUCUGGAGACUCCACCGAGCAACUUCAUCGGAGAGGGAACUAACGAGUUGGCGACUACUUUACUCCAGGGGUUCGUAGAGGAGGAGAAGGACUUCGUGUUUUCGCCGUUGGGCUAUUCCGUGGUGCUCGCAAUCAUGGCGGAAGGAGCGCGAGGCGAGACCCGCAAUCAACUGGUGGCCGCAUUGCGCCUGCCUGAGGACACAUACGCCGUUCGCCAAAACUACAAAAUGAUCCUGGAGUCCAUGAAGGAUAGGUGGUCCAUAAAUAAACCAGAAUUCAAGAACUGGUUUUAUGUGUAUAAGAACUACACCGUUGAUGAAAAAUAUAAAACAAUCCUGUUGGAAAACUACUUAACAGAAGUAAAACAUGUUGAGAAGGUCAGUUACGAUUUGGACUUUGACAGUGAAGAGAGUGUGGAAGAAAAAGUAGGUGUGACAGAGAAAGAUGUGGAGAAGGAGACUGAAGUUGCCUCAGAAGAGUCAAGAGAGUUAGAAGUAUCAAGAGUGGAGGAAGGUACUCCAUCAGUGUUUGAUGCCAGUAAGGAUGUGGCGACAGCACUCACAGCUAAUCGUAUCCUGGAUAGUGACAGCCCAGGAACAGAACUGGAUUCUGAAACAAAAAUGAUUAUCUUUAAUGGAUUCUACUUCCGAGGAAAUUGGAAAACCCCUUUUACCUUGACCAAAGAUGGUGAAAAGCAAAGAUUUUACAAAUCAGAAUCAGAAAAGAAGCAAGUUUCCAUGAUGCAAACAUCAGGCAACUUCGACAUCGGAACUGUCCCAGAGUUGGAUGCUGUGGCACUGGAACUACCUUAUGAGGGCAACCAAUAUUCUAUGCUGGUGCUGCUGCCAAACCAAAGAGAUGGCCUCAGUAAGCUGACCUCUGAUAUCACAGGAUUCUCCCUAAAUCGAGUCUACAAACAUCUUGUAAAUAGGCCAGUGGAAAUACUGCUACCAAAAUAUCAAAUACAAACAAUUAGUCAUCCUGAAAAACUUUUACAAAAGUAUGGAGUGUCAGACAUCUUCACGAGUGACGCAGACUUGAGCGGUAUAAGCUCAGACAAGCUGAAGAUGGGAGCCCUGGUGCAGCUGGUCAACAUCCAGAUUGAUGAAGGCUCUGCAGAUGCAAAUUUCCUAACAACAACACUAGCUGCUGCCACAAGAAACAAUGCUGAGAGAUUUGUUGCUGAUCAUCCGUUCCUUUUCUUCAUCAGAGAUCAAACCAAGAAUCUGAUUGUAGCAGCAGGAAAAGUAGUUGAUCCUGAGUUUAAAACCAGUGAUGAGUUAGCUCCUUAAUUGACUGAUAUUUGUUAAUGCUAUUGUAUUUAUUUAUUUAAAAAGUUUCUUAAU
Messenger RNA from Homalodisca vitripennis (glassy-winged sharpshooter), 1447 nucleotides. RefSeq names its product serine protease inhibitor 42Dd-like. The transcript is spliced from 8 exons. Lineage: Eukaryota; Metazoa; Arthropoda; Insecta; Hemiptera; Cicadellidae. The coding region runs from base 20 to 1393 and encodes 457 amino acids. Gene Ontology annotation, molecular function: serine-type endopeptidase inhibitor activity. The record is from RefSeq and is a predicted model, not a curated record.